This is a messenger RNA of Rotaria sp. Silwood1, 786 nucleotides long. NCBI's taxonomy places the organism in Eukaryota, Metazoa, Rotifera, Eurotatoria, Philodinida, Philodinidae. The record is from the annotation of a GenBank genome assembly.
AUGCUUCGCUUCAAGGCUUCUAUAUUAAAAACAACCAAGACACGUCGGCUACAGCGUCGUCAAUCACGAGAAAUGCUGAAUCGUUUAUUUGGUGAUUAUAAUACUAAUGAAAGUGAUGAUGAAAGUAACAUUACGGUUGGUGACCAUAAUCAAUCAUCUGAACGUGAGUUAAGAAAUUUAUCACCAAAUGUUUCCUCAUGUUUACCAUCAUUCGAACCAAUAAAUUAUCAAAACGAUCAGUUUGACAACGUACAUUCAUUUGAUGAUCAUUUAUUAGACAUGGAUAAUGGGACACCAUUAUUUAAUGACAGUUCCAUAACUGUCAACAAAGCCGUACGUGAACUUUGCUGUUUCUUCACCGAUUUCAAUAUAAACAAACGUACUGCAGUUCAUCUACUUCGUAUUAUUAAAAGACUUUUACCAAAACCUAAUAGACUACCAACAUCAUGGAAAGGGACCACGAAGGUAUUAGGCUAUGUAUCAAGAUCACAAACAACAUUUUUAUGCUCAAGCUGCUUCCAACAAUGUCAAAAGGGUCGAUAUGGUACUAAAUUAUGUACAAAUGAACAAUGUCCUAUGAAAAAUCGAAUAAUGAAAAGUACUGAAAUAGUCGAACUUGUACAUCUAGAUAUUCGUACACAAAUACAAGCUAUUUUAGAUAGAAAUCAAUUAUUACUUAAUCGAAAAGGUUUGUAUCCUACGACGGAUGUUUGUUUCGGCGAAUAUUAUCAAAGUCAAUCAAAUGCAACAACUAAUCGUGUUACUUUAAUCGUUCAUACGGACUAG